AUGUUCAAAAAGGCCGUCAAAGACCACCCAGGUGUGGGAGCCGCAGCCGGAGUCGGAGCAUCAGGCUCGGCCAAACCACUGCAGUCCAAUCUGCUCCGCGCCAACCCGCUCGUCUCCUCCAAGCCGCAACCUCCCCAGCCCACCGGCGUCAAGCGAAAAAUCGAUAUGACCAACACAGGCUCCUCGGCCCUGGGUUCCCUCCACAGUGGGGUCUAUUUCGACGAAAACGACUUCGACGAUGACCUUGAUCUCGAUAUUGAUGAACCGUUGCCCUUCAUCGCACCGCCCACUACAACUACCUCGAAGCCGGACCCGGUAUCGUACCCCGAUCUCGAGAUCCUUCCAGCGAAACCUAGCAAACCAAUCGUCGCCGCGCGCAAAACAUCGCCGUCAGAUAUCAAUUAUCCCGAUUUGCCCCCGAAUUCCCAAGAACAUGCAGCACCUCCCAGCAGUAUGCCACUGCCAUGGUCGUCGUCGCCGCCAGCCCAUUUCCAACCGCCGCCCAAACCACGCAACCUGCCAUGGUUGAAGGAGACCAAGGAAGAACAUGCACAACAGCCCAAGAAGAGCCUUGCAACCCCCAAACGUCAAAAGCCAGCUGAGUUUUGGAAUAAGAGUGCCAGUGCCAUUAAGGAUGAGCAGAAGGAACUCAGGCGGGAAUCCAAGAAAUCCCAAAACGAUGAUGCUGCGAAAUCGAAAAUCACCCCCAAAGUCCCGGGUGUCUUCCUGAGUGAUGAACAAAGAGGCGUUGUGGAAGCCGUUGUGGAGCGUGGGAAGAGUAUAUUUUUCACCGGAUCUGCGGGUACCGGAAAGUCUGUUUUGAUGAGAGAGAUUAUCAAGAAGCUGCGCAUCAAGUACAAACGGGAACCAGACCGUAUUGCAGUGACUGCAUCAACAGGUCUCGCGGCUUGUAAUAUUGAAGGUGUCACCCUUCACAGUUUUGCUGGCAUUGGGCUGGGCAAAGAACCUGUACCAGAAUUGGUCAAGAAGAUCAAGAAGAAUCAGAAGGCCAGGAAUCGUUGGUUGCGCACAAAAGUUCUGGUCGUUGAUGAGGUGUCAAUGGUGGAUGGUGAUCUAUACGACAAACUCGAGGAGAUCGCUCGCCGUAUUCGGAACAACGCUCGGCCCUUUGGCGGCAUACAGCUUGUUGUCACUGGGGAUUUCUUCCAACUGCCUCCAGUCCCGGAAGGUGGCAAUCGUGACGUGAAGUUUGCUUUCGAUGCGGCGACUUGGAAUACUACGAUACAACAUACUAUUCUGUUGACGCACGUUUUCCGUCAACGCGACCCCGAAUUUGCGAACAUGCUUAACGAAAUGAGACUGGGCAAGAUUACACCGCAGACAAUUGCUGCGUUCCGAGCACUUUCCCGCCCAUUGGAUUUCCAUGACGCCCUGGAGGCUACGGAACUAUUUCCCACCCGCGCUGAGGUCGAGGGUGCUAACACUGCACGAAUGACCAGACUAUCUGGCGAGGUGAUGAAAUUCCAUGCAGUAGACGGAGGAACCAUUACAGACCCCAAGUAUCGUGAAAAGCUGCUGUCUAAUUGCAUGGCUCCACCGAUGAUUAACCUGAAAAAGGGAGCCCAAGUGAUGCUUAUCAAAAACAUGGAGGAUUCUCUCGUGAACGGAUCUAUUGGCCGAGUGGUAGCCUUCAUGGACGAGGGCACUUUCGACCAUUAUCGAAAUAAUGAAGCGGAUUUUGCGGGCGGGGAUGCCAAUCCCGAUGAAGACGACGCUGCUCUCCGCGCACGCAAGAAGCUGAAGCCAAUGAUCAACAAAGAAGGGGGCGUUACAAUGACGCGGAAAUGGCCACUCGUGUGCUUUAUGCAGCCAGACGGUACUGAGAGACACCUGCUCUGUCAGCCUGAGACCUGGAAGAUCGAGCUUCCAAAUGGUGAAAUCCAAGCCCAGCGCCAACAAGUUCCGUUGAUUCUCGCCUGGGCGCUCUCUAUCCACAAGGCCCAGGGCCAGACCUUGCAGCGGGUGAAGGUUGACCUUGGAAAGGUCUUUGAGAAAGGACAGGCAUAUGUGGCCCUGAGUCGAGCUACGUCCGCGGCCGGGCUGCAAGUCACCCGCUUCGAACCGCGAAAAGUCAUGGUCCACCCGAGGGUGGUUGACUUCUAUAACAAACUGGUGUCCAUCGACAAGAUCAACAACCCUGCGAAGCCCAAAGAGUCCGGUGUCGAUGAUGAUUUUGAGGGAGAUUCUGCCUUUGACUUUCUGUAG
Penicillium manginii is the source of this 2226-nucleotide messenger RNA. Its product is annotated as DEAD/DEAH box helicase. Gene Ontology annotation, biological process: DNA repair; telomere maintenance. The record is from RefSeq and is a predicted model, not a curated record. Bases 1 to 2226 code for a protein of 741 amino acids. Gene Ontology annotation, molecular function: DNA helicase activity; ATP hydrolysis activity. Lineage: Eukaryota; Fungi; Ascomycota; Eurotiomycetes; Eurotiales; Aspergillaceae. The transcript is spliced from 3 exons.